This is a messenger RNA of Rhopalosiphum padi (bird cherry-oat aphid), 3077 nucleotides long. RefSeq names its product arrestin domain-containing protein 3-like. Gene Ontology annotation, cellular component: cytoplasm. NCBI's taxonomy places the organism in Eukaryota, Metazoa, Arthropoda, Insecta, Hemiptera, Aphididae. The transcript is spliced from 9 exons. The record is from RefSeq and is a predicted model, not a curated record. Bases 1524 to 2780 code for a protein of 418 amino acids. Gene Ontology annotation, biological process: protein transport.
UUAUAAUUUAUAGUACUUGCAGUUUAUAGUUGUGAAUAUUCACAUUUGAAUUGUGGAUGUAAUUACAAAAAUUAGGUAGUUGAGACCUAAAUGUCUCAGAUAUAAAAAUAAAAAUAAAUUAGUGUAAAAUUACUCUUAUGAUUUAAGUUGGUUGGUGUUACAUAAAGAAAUACCUUAAAGUAUUGUACCUAUUAAGGUAACAAUCAGCACAACAAAAACACAGUGCACUAUAGUGCCAUUUAGUAAUAUCUAUAUAUACAAUAACAAUAAAAUCAGUCAAUUUUAAAAAAUAUGCUUAUCUAAUAAAUUACUUAAUUUACCUACAUAUUUAUAUAUAUUACAAAUGAUAAUAACAAAAAUUGUAAGUUUUGUAAGGCAAAGUCACACAAUAAUAUUGUACUAUCUAACACACAUGAUUUAUACGUAUGCAAGUAAGUAUACACUUUUCUUUUGCGGUAUGUUGUAAUUGCCGAAAACCCGGCCACAAGGCCCGUGACUGCAUAAAGCCAAGAAGUCAUGGCGCGCCAGCACGCGAUGAGCAGCGUGGCUCGGCACCACGGCGCGAAGAACGCCGGUUCGCGACACGCGAGCACCGCAAUGAGGCGCGUAAUGAGCGGUGGGCUGCGGCAUGUGGGUAGCGUCGGGAAACCGGGGAAACGGCCACACGCGACGAUCGGAGUAGCUCCUCAGCCUCUCGCCAGCGACGGCACGCGGAUAUAGUUCCUUCAAUAGCUUAAAUUUUAUUAGUAUUAAUGAUUGAAAUGUAAUAUUUGAAACAGUAUAUACUUCAUUGUGAUGAUACGUUUUUGUGAUUCUAAAUAAUAUUAUAUUUAAAUGUUUAAAUAAUUUAUAAAAUAUAAAUAAUAAUAAUACAGUUACAAAAGUUUUCAUUAUAGUACCUAUAAUCUAAAUAAUAGUAUAUUAGUCAUUAUUGAAGUGGUUAAUAUUGUAUCUAGCAUCUAGCAGAUAUCUCACACUACUUACAUUUAUACGUCAUAAUAUCCAAUAUCUUAGUCAUAAAUUUAUAAUAUUGGUUUUUAUAAUCUUAUAUAUUUUAUUAUUAUUUAGUUUUAUUGACAUACCUCCCUAUAUACUAUUUUUUACUUGUUUAACAUUGAAAGAUAAUUAUGUCAUAGAUCAUACUCAUGUUAUGUAUUAUUAGGCUAGAGAUACAGCUUAGAGAUGUGUAAAUAUUUGCUUAUAUUAGUAUUUUAGAUAAGACUUCCAUGACAAAAUACAUAUUAUCUAUCCAAAUAUCAAUUAGUAAAUUGUGAAUAUCAUAAAAAGUUGUGUUCUAUAUCGUUUAACUUAUAGUUGUAUGAAAAAAGAAAAUUUGUUUUUUUGAUUUUGUUGAAUAUUUCAAAUUUGAAAUUCCAAUUUAAUGUUAAUAAAAUUGUUUAGAAUUGGAUUGUGAUGUAUAUUAUUGUAAUUAUGUAUUAUUAAAUAUACUAUAUUCAUUUAUAUUUGAAUGAAGUAUAAAAAGUAUGUGGUAGACCAUAUAUGACAAGAAUACCAAUAUCACAAUGGGUAUGCAAGGUAUACAGAUAAUUUUUGAUGAUCCAACAGCAGUAUUUAUGCCCGGUCAAACCAUUACUGGACGAGUCUUACUUCAGACUAGUAGCUCUGUGAAAAUCAAAAAUAUAAAAUUGAAAUUCCGAGGAGAAGCUAAUGUUCGUUGGACUGAAACUAGAUCUCGGAAUAACAGAGAUGAUGAAAGAGAAAAUCAUUUAGUUAGUUUUUCUGCAAGAGAAGAAUAUUUUAAAAAUAAAAUUUUUCUGGUAGGUGCAAAAGGUGAAUCCCAAUUGGAAGCUGGUGAACAUGUUUAUCCAUUUAAUUAUUCUUUACCGCAUCAAUUACCAUCAACAUUUAAUGGUAAACAUGGGCAAAUAUGUUAUAUAGCAAAAGUUAAAAUUAAUGUACCCUGGAAAAAGAAUAUAGAGAAAGAAAUAAUGUUUGAAAUUUUUUCUCCUAUAAAUUUAAAUGAUGAUCCAUCAUUAGCUGAACCUAAAAAAGAAUUAAAAGAAAAGUUUUACUGUUGCUGUUGCUGUAAAUCUGGCCCUAUGACAUUGAUAGCAUGCAUCCCUUAUAGUGGUUUUGUACCUGGACAAUCUAUACCAGUUACAGUUGAAUUGGAUAACAACAGCAAUAUGGAUGUAGAUACAAUUAAAAUAAAACUGGAUAGAACUUUACAAUUUAUAGCCCCUAGAAAUGAAAUAAAGUCCGAACUAUUCAAGAUUGUUAACGUAUACAUAGAUGGUGCUGAAAAACGCACUUCGAAGACACAUGUAGUACAACUUCAAAUUCCAAAUGGUUUAGUGAUACCCAAUUUAAAACAUUGUGGAAUUAUGUCCGAUACAUAUACUUUAAAUGUUGAGGCUUGUGUUAAAGGUACACAUUUAAAUGAAGUAGCUUCUCUUCAAAUAAUAUUAGGUAAUACGCCAUUAACAAUAGCUAGCAAUGCUCGUCAAUUUGAUAGUUCUUUUCAACCAUUGAAUCAAUAUUAUUUUCCAAAUGAACCAAUUCCAACAAAUCUUUUUCCAUCUGUGGGUUUUAAUGAUUCAACAUUGAUUCCUGGAUAUGCUCAACUGGAAGUGCCAAAUAACCAACCAUGUACUGUGCCACACUUAGCUUCUCAGAAUCUAGAAAAUAGUACGAUUCUUACACAAAACAAUUUACUGAACAUUCAAUUAGCUGGAUUUCCAGAUCCACCACCACCAUAUCAAUUUGCAGUUACAGAAAAUACAUCUGAAAUUCCUACAACUUUUAUUAAGAAAUAUUAGAUGGCGACCUGAAACUAAAACAAUGGUUAGAAUAGUCAAUGGGCCUUGACAAUUCAUAUACCACUAGCUUUCAAACAAUGAUCAGAUAAUUUUGGCAUGAUCAUUGGUUGUGUUUAUUAUAUUUAUUUUGUUUUAUUAAUUUGUAAAAAACUUUAUUAUAAAAAUACUGAAUACUGACUACUUUUCAAUGAUAAGUUUUAAAUAUUUGUACUAGAAUUUAUAAAUUAUAUUAUUUUAUAAAAAUGUAUUAAUAUUGCACAAAAAAAAAAAAACAAUAAUAAAUGAGAACUUUUCUAA